This is a messenger RNA of Colletotrichum acutatum, 1312 nucleotides long. RefSeq names its product RNA polymerase Rpb5 domain-containing protein. The transcript has 3 exons. The record is from RefSeq and is a predicted model, not a curated record. The coding region runs from base 245 to 937 and encodes 230 amino acids. Gene Ontology annotation, biological process: DNA-templated transcription. NCBI's taxonomy places the organism in Eukaryota, Fungi, Ascomycota, Sordariomycetes, Glomerellales, Glomerellaceae. Gene Ontology annotation, cellular component: RNA polymerase I complex; RNA polymerase III complex; RNA polymerase II, core complex. Gene Ontology annotation, molecular function: DNA binding.
GUCCAAAGGCCCCACUCAAACUUUUGCUCUGGCCUGCAAGGCUGAUUCCGCCGCCAGAACUUUUUGGCUGAAUCCGUUUUGCGACGCCAAUCUUUUUCGAGGUUCUCGAACUUUUCGUCGCGACAAGAACCAAUCCACCACCGACGCCCUCAACUCGAUCUACCCACAUAACCGCGACGACAGAGACAUCGCUCCUGAUCCACGAAUUCGACGGAAGAGUUUUCAACGACGCAGCAUCGCGAAGAUGUCGGACCAGAAGGACGUCAACAAGGAGGUUACCAGACUGUGGAGAGCAUGGAGGACAGCCCACGAGAUGGCUGCGGACCGCGGCUAUGAACUCGCCGAGGACGAACUCACAAUCUCUCUCGACCGCUUCAAGAUGGAGUACACCAGCGCCGACGGCAGCGUCAACCGCGGCAAGCUCCAGUUCUCCGCGAACCCCUCCGCCGACAUGAUCCGCAAAUUCACACCCCCCGCGACGCCCAACAACCCGAACCCGACGCCCGACUGCGGCACCCUCUGGGUCGAGUUCCUCGCCGACACGACGUUCGGCAUCAAGGAGAUCAAGAAGUUCAUCCACCACCUCAUCAGUAACAAGUACUCGUCCGGCAUCAUGGUCACCCACGUGCCCCUCUCCCCCGCCGCCCGCAAGAUGCUCGUCACUAUCGAGUCCUUUGCCAAGGUCGAGUGCUUCCUCGAGGACGACCUGCUCGUCAACAUCACCCAGCACGAGCUCGUGCCCAAGCACAUCCUCCUCAGCCGCGAGGAGAAGAUUGCCCUCCUCAAGCGCUACCGCCUCAAGGAGACGCAGCUGCCGCGCAUCUUGCAAAAGGACCCCGUCGCGAAGUACCUCGGUCUCAAGCGCGGGCACGUCGUCAAGAUUAUCCGUACCUCGGAGACGGCCGGUCGUUACGCCAGUUACAGAUUGUGCGUGUAAAAAAAAGGGGGGGUCUUGCGUGUGGUUGAUUGAAGAAGGCAAGACAUGAGAAAGAGGGGAAAACCGGGAAGAAAGGGGUCAACGUGGGGGCUGGAACUGGGGACUCACCUUUCCGGCAGGAUGACUUGACGCCCUGGUAGACGGGGGAAAGGGAGUUCUCAGUAUACUCUUUGCAUCACUCUUGAGUCUGGCGUUGAGGGUACGGCUACGGUCUGCUGUUUUGUGUACGACAACCAAAAAAAAGAGAUGGAGGGCUUCCUCUAGAUGGAUAACAUAACUAACUUAUUUUUUUCACAUGUUUUUGCUCCUUGGGCGUCACAUCUCGUUAUCUUGAUUAAUUGAGUGAAAUACGAUAUGAGUUGACUACAGUCGUCA